Molecule: messenger RNA, 743 nt
Organism: Trypanosoma cruzi
Lineage: Eukaryota; Euglenozoa; Kinetoplastea; Trypanosomatida; Trypanosomatidae
Product: ubiquitin-activating enzyme E1, putative
Exons: 1
Molecular function (GO): ubiquitin-like modifier activating enzyme activity
Source: RefSeq, a predicted model, not a curated record
UUGAGAAGGAUGAUGAUGAUAACUUUCACAUUGAUUUUGUGACUGCCGCAAGUAAUCUUCGCGCGUCAAACUAUGACAUUCCGACGCAAGACCGGAUGAAGGUCAAGUUGGUUGCGGGAAAAAUCAUUCCAGCCAUUGCAACAACGACAUCUGCGGUGACAGGCCUUGCCCUUAUUGAGUACUUUAAGGCUCUUCAAGGAAAUGACAUCUCGUGUCUUCGCAACGGAAUGAUUGAUGUUGGCACAAACAAUUACGUCCUUUUUGAGCGUGACGCCCCCAUUAAGAACCGAACCAAAAUUGUCAGCACAUACCUCCCAGAACAGGACUACACGUACAAGAAGAAGCUUAUCCGUGUGCCAGAUGGCUUCACGAAGUAUGACUCGAUUGAUGUUCCCAUUACGAUACACACGACCGUGCAGCAAUUUGCCACAAUGCUGGAGAAUCAACUGAAUGCCUUCCUACCAGCAGGCACAGAGGGGUCGUGUGAGAUCGUUGGUAUUGGUGUUGGCCACGGCAUGUUGUGGAACGGGUCGAAGAAACACGCAAACACAAACCUUUCGCUGAUGCAAUUGAUUGAGCAACAGAAGAUGACAGAGGCGGGCGGAAAACUCUCGCAGCCAUUUUGGCAGAACCGCACACAGUUUUGCGAGCUUUCCGUAACGGUAUCGUUGGAUGACGGGGACACAAGUGUGGAUGAGGCCGAUGUUGAGACGGCCAUGAUCCGUCUCCGCAUCACUCAAUAA